UCUUCAGUUCUUCACAAAGUUUUUAUUGGCGCCAUCUUCGUCAAUUGACUCGAUUCCGAAAUACUGCGUUGUUAGGGUUUAUAUUUAUCCUCUUUCCUUCUCCGAUGGCUGCCUAUGGUGGCGCUGCUCCCUUCAGAUCGAGGGAGGGUCUUAUCACGAGACCGGUGGCGAGUUCCGAUGAAAUUCAAUUGCGCAUUGAUCCGAUGCAGGGCGACUUGGAUGACGAGAUCACAGGUCUUCGUAGCCAAGUUAGGCGAUUGAGAAAUGUAGCUGAAGAGAUAGGGACAGAAGCGAGAUUCCAGAAUGACUUUCUCAAUCAGCUGCAAAUGACACUGAUCAAAGCUCAAGCAGGGGUAAAGAACAACGUAAGGAGAUUGAACAAAAGCAUCAUUCAGAAUGGCUCGAACAGUGUUGUCCAUGUGGUUCUUUUCGCGUUAGUUUGCUUCUUUUUGGUUUACCUGUGGUCCAAAAUGUCUCGAAAAUGAUGCAUGUAGAAGUUCCCAUGACACCUCAUACCAUAGAAUGUUGCUUGGAAGGCCAGACGAGAUUGCUAAGCUGGACUAUAUUGUAAAUUGUCCUCCAUGGUUUUGUAUGUUAACAGUAACAUCUUGAAAAUCAUGUUUUCAAGUUUUUAUAAAAUUAUUGUGAUGCGUACCGCUUCCUCACCAUCAACUCUUUUAUAUUGUUAUAUUAUGUAUACCCUUUGACCAAUUUUCUCACUAAGAAGGAAAGCAUUAUGAUUUUCCUGAGUCACUCCCGAUCUUCUCACCAUUAAACACAUAAAUUCCAUUGGAACCAGGAAUUUUCUUUAA
This is a messenger RNA of Morus notabilis, 812 nucleotides long. RefSeq names its product bet1-like protein At4g14600. The transcript has 4 exons. Bases 105 to 485 code for a protein of 126 amino acids. NCBI's taxonomy places the organism in Eukaryota, Viridiplantae, Streptophyta, Magnoliopsida, Rosales, Moraceae. The record is from RefSeq and is a predicted model, not a curated record.